AGCAAAGGAACAGCUAGAGGCAGGGAAAAGUCCGGCGCCGCGAGGGCCCCCGCUGCUGCAGGGGAGAGGGAGCGAGGGAGGCUCAGAAGCAGCCCCCAGGCCAGGCAGCCCCCAGGCUCUUAUGGGAGGGCUGCAUGGGAACGGCGUAUUAAAGCCUCCCCAGCUCCCCACCGCCGCUCGCUCUCUCCGAGCCGGGGAGCAGGGGCUGCAGCCGGGGGCGGCGAUGAAGUCUCCCAGCUGAAGGAGCGGGAUCUGGGCGGAGACUGGAUCUGGCGCCGGUGCCAGGGCAGGCGCUGGUGCAGCGGGGCGCUUCGGCGGCCGCUCUCGCUUGGGUGUCUCUGUGCCCGCUCCCCCCGCGGCGGCCCCGGGGCCGAUGGCUGUCCGCAGCGGUAACGCCUUGACGCCUUUCUCCAUCCAGGCCAUCCUCAACAAGAAGGAGGAGCGCGCCCAGCACUCGGCGGGGCGGCCGCCGCCGGCCACCCCCACCGCGCCCGCUUGCUGCUGGAGGCUGUUCGGCGAGAAGGCGGAGGCGGGCGAGGCUUUGCUGCGGUCCCCGGCCUGCGCCCGGGCUGCGCCGGCGGCGGCGGCGGGGAGGACGAUGGGAGCCCCGGCGGGCUGGGAUUCGGAUUCGGCGCUCAGCGAUGACCACGAGGCCGAGAGGCGCUCGGAGGAGGAGGGCACCGGGGUGCAGCAGGGGCCGCCCGGCAGCAGCGCUCGCUCCAGAGAGGCCCCAGGUCGGGGGCGGCCUGCGCGGGAGGCUCAGCCCCGGGAUCAGGAGGACGAGGCCCCGGGCCUCAGUGACAGCGAGAUGUCGGCCAACAUUUCAGAUCGCAGCCCGCCGGAGGAGGAGGACGGCGGCAGCAAGUGCGAGAAGCUGCUGGCCGGGGAGGAGGAGCAGGCGGCCCCCAAGCCGCGGAAGAAGCGCUCGCGGGCGGCCUUUUCCCACGCGCAGGUCUUCGAGCUGGAGCGGCGCUUCAACCACCAGCGCUACCUCUCGGGCCCGGAGCGAGCCGACCUGGCCGCCUCGCUCAAGCUCACCGAGACCCAGGUGAAGAUCUGGUUCCAGAACCGCCGCUACAAGACCAAGCGGCGCCAGAUGGCCGCGGACCUACUGGCCUCGGCCCCGGCCGCCAAGAAAGUGGCGGUGAAAGUGCUGGUGCGGGACGAUCAGAGACAGUAUCACCCGGGGGAGAUGCUGAGGCCGCCCUCGCUGCUUUCCCUGCAGCCUUCCUACUACUACCCCUACUACUGCCUGCCCGGGUGGGCCCUGUCCGCCUGCACCGCAGCCGCGGGGACUCAAUGAGACUGACCAGCCCCAGCCCUCUCAGACCCAGAGCAGCCCCGAGCUCCAGCUGCAGGACUGUAUGCACCGGACAGUAUUUAUUAUUAUUAUUUUAUUUGAUUAUUUUUAUUAUUGUUAAUUGGGUAAUUUCCCCUCCCUCUCCUGUCCAAGUUGUAACUUUUGCAAAUCCCCCCCCCCCCCCGCCGCGGACUUUUGUAAUUCGGCACCACUAGUUCAUGGUAUCCAUGUUGUCACUCUAUUCCGUGUAGACUUGCUUGUUUGUUUUUUUGUUCUGAUUUUCUUGCUCCGGAUUGAUAGAGACCCGAAUCUGGUGUGAGAG
Mauremys reevesii (Reeves's turtle) is the source of this 1622-nucleotide messenger RNA. RefSeq names its product NK3 homeobox 2 (gene NKX3-2). The record is from RefSeq and is a predicted model, not a curated record. The coding region runs from base 374 to 1303 and encodes 309 amino acids. Gene Ontology annotation, molecular function: DNA-binding transcription factor activity, RNA polymerase II-specific; RNA polymerase II cis-regulatory region sequence-specific DNA binding. Lineage: Eukaryota; Metazoa; Chordata; Testudines; Geoemydidae. The transcript is spliced from 2 exons. Gene Ontology annotation, cellular component: nucleus. Gene Ontology annotation, biological process: cell differentiation; regulation of transcription by RNA polymerase II.